GAAGAGGAAGAAGAAGAGGAAAGGAAGAGGAAGAGGAAGAGGAAGAGGAAGAAGAAAAGGAAGAGGAAGAGGAAGAGGAAGAGGAAAAGGAAGAGGAAGAGGAAGAGAAAAAGGAAGGAGAAAAUUGUGAAGGUAAAAAAGAGCUAAAAGAAAAGAAUUGA
This is a messenger RNA of Cercopithifilaria johnstoni, 161 nucleotides long. The record is from the annotation of a GenBank genome assembly. Lineage: Eukaryota; Metazoa; Nematoda; Chromadorea; Rhabditida; Onchocercidae.